Molecule: messenger RNA, 294 nt
Organism: Sphaeroforma arctica JP610
Lineage: Eukaryota; Ichthyosporea; Ichthyophonida
Exons: 2
Coding region: 1-294 (97 amino acids)
Source: RefSeq, a predicted model, not a curated record
AUGAUAAAUGAAGGUACAGCUGAGGGAGCAAGCGCACUUAAGAAACAAAACGAUGACGUGAGUGGGAAUGAUAGUAUUGGUGGUGGUGCUAUUAAUGACGAUUCUUGUGCAGUUACCGAUGGCACCACUGGUAAUGAAAGUAUAGGUAUUAGCCGCGGUAAUGGAGCUGGCAGUGAAGGUGCAGCAGCUGGUGAACAAUUAUAUGAUCUUAUGGAGGGCAGCAAUGAAAUGUAUGCAGAUGAUGAUAGCAACCUAGUGUAUGCUGAUACAGCAAGCGAUGCCGUGUUAUAUUGA